Myxocyprinus asiaticus (Chinese sucker) is the source of this 2053-nucleotide messenger RNA. Its product is annotated as melatonin receptor type 1A-like. NCBI's taxonomy places the organism in Eukaryota, Metazoa, Chordata, Actinopteri, Cypriniformes, Catostomidae. The record is from RefSeq and is a predicted model, not a curated record. The coding region runs from base 407 to 1441 and encodes 344 amino acids. Gene Ontology annotation, cellular component: membrane. The transcript is spliced from 2 exons. Gene Ontology annotation, biological process: G protein-coupled receptor signaling pathway. Gene Ontology annotation, molecular function: melatonin receptor activity.
AAAUAUUGAAAUGUUUAUUUUUGUAGUAGCUACGAGCGGACAAAUCUCCACGUUAUGACUGAACUGGACUAUAUUCUUACAAUUUUCAACGAGCAAAAAGUAUGGAAAAUGGCCGUUCACACCAAACGCGUUUUUGUGUCCGUCCCGUCCACAAAAUGUAAAAAGGCUGACGUCUUUAACCGUUACGGCGCGUCCAGCUGACUUUUCAGUGCUACCUUUUAUAGAAUUCGUGUCAGGUAAAAAUAAAAAGAAAAAAGACAAAAAAGAACGUCAUCUUUAAACAGGCGUCUCGAGACAUAUGCGUUCUGUUUAUAUCGUCUCGUGAAAUAAUUCGACAUUUAAAUGUCGCGUGUUUUCUAUGGCGCGCAUCAGUGUGGAACUCAAGCGGCAGCUGUCCGGUGUCUGAAUGUACGAGCUACACGAAAGAUACCCGUGGUACGGAGGACUGUACCCCUCACCGCUGUCCCAUGAUGAUCAAUUGAGGAUGGUGGAGGGAACGGACGCCCCUUUGCGGAACAUUUCUACCGGAAAUCGGGACAGCAAGUUUCUCUCUUUUCCCUGGGUGGUCACUCUACUCUCCAGCGUCCUGAUCACUACUAUAAUAGUAGACGUACUGGGCAACCUGUUGGUCAUUGUUUCAGUCUUCAGAAACAAAAAACUCAGGAAGGCAGGUAAUGCUUUUGUGGUGAGUUUGGCAAUAGCAGAUCUGGUAGUAGCCAUCUACCCAUAUCCACUAGUGCUAACUGCUAUCUUCCAUGACCGCUGGAUUGCCGGUGACAUUCACUGCCAAAUCAGUGGCUUCCUAAUGGGUCUCAGUGUUAUUGGCUCUAUUUUCAACAUCACAAGUAUCGCCAUCAACCGCUACUGUUACAUCUGCCACAGCCUUAAGUACGAUAAGCUCUUUUCCAACAAGAAUACAGUAUGCUACGUCAUCCUGGUCUGGGCGCUGACUAUCCUGGCCAUCGUCCCAAAUUGGUUUGUGGAGUCUUUGCAGUAUGACCCACGGGUAUAUUCAUGCACAUUCGCCCAAUCGGUAAGCUCGCUCUACACCAUCACUGUGGUGGUGGUACACUUCAUCCUGCCCAUCUGUAUCGUCGCAUACUGCUACCUGCGCAUCUGGAUCCUUGUCAUACAGGUCCGCAGACGGGUCAAGCCUGACAGUCGGCCCAAGAUCAAGCCUCACGACUUUCGGAACUUUCUUACCAUGUUUGUGGUGUUCGUGUUGUUUGCCGUCUGCUGGGCUCCUCUAAACUUAAUUGGCUUGUCGGUGGCGAUCCACCCUAGACUGGGCCAAGCCAUACCAGAGUGGCUCUUCACAGCCAGUUACUUCAUGGCAUACUUCAACAGCUGCCUAAAUGGAGUUAUAUAUGGAGUGCUAAACCAUAACUUUCGAAAAGAGUAUAAAAGGAUUGUACUGGCAAUUUUGAAGCUUCACUGUUGAAAGUUUUCACAAGGAGACUAGCACUGUGUCUUUCCUAAGGUACAAAAGCUGUUAAAGAGUCACACUUACAUUGGGGAGUAUUGGUGCAUAUAUUGUCAUAUUUUUUUUUUAAAUUAUUAUUACAUUUUGUCAUAACAAAUAUGGACAUAUUUUGAGUUGUCACUAAAUGUACGUGCUUACAAUAACAGAAUGAUAUAUGAAUCUAAGGUCUUUAUUUACAAUAUAUUUUACACAUUAAAAAGAUUUUAUACAAGCUAUGUACAAGUAUCCAAAGCAAAGCAAACCUCCUGAUAAAGAAUGUGAAUUACUAUUUAAAUAACUAAAAGGAAUAUUCCAGGUUCAAUACAAGUUAAGCUCAAUCGAUAGCAUUUGUGGCAUAAUGUUGAUUAUCAAAAAUGUAUUUAAACUCUUCCUUUUCUUUAAAAAACACAAAAGUUGAGGUUAUUGUGAGGCACUUACGAUGGAAUUGAAUGGGACCAAUUUUUGGAGGGUUUAAAGGCAGAAAUGUGAAACGUAUUAUUUAGAAAAGCACUCACAUUAAAAGGGAUAGUUCACCCAAAAAUGAAAAUUCUCAUAAUUUCUUCACCCUCAUGCCAUCCCAGAUGUGUAUGA